Messenger RNA from Debaryomyces fabryi, 3339 nucleotides. It is a transcript of the gene AMS1, whose product is annotated as alpha-mannosidase. NCBI's taxonomy places the organism in Eukaryota, Fungi, Ascomycota, Pichiomycetes, Serinales, Debaryomycetaceae. The record is from RefSeq and is a predicted model, not a curated record. Gene Ontology annotation, cellular component: fungal-type vacuole membrane. Gene Ontology annotation, biological process: oligosaccharide catabolic process; mannose metabolic process. Gene Ontology annotation, molecular function: alpha-mannosidase activity; carbohydrate binding. The transcript has a single exon. Bases 1 to 3339 code for a protein of 1112 amino acids.
AUGAGUAAAGAAUACGAAAAACAUAAUCUACAACCUAACUUCAAACCAAUUGAUCAUUUGUUCCAAGACAGAUUGAGACAAUUUAUUGAUGGAGGUAAAUAUCGAGACUUGAACUUGCCAAAAUUCUAUGACUUCGAUAGAGUAGAUACGAACACGGAAUACAUAAAUAUAAAAAGCUACAAGGUACCAGAUGAUAAAAAUGGAAAGACUCAAAGACCUUUGUUCAAAGAUAUAAAUUGGGAUGAAGUGGAAUGGAAAGAUAGUAACAAGGGGGAUAAUUUUGGUCCUUCGUGGAAGACCUUUUGGUUCAAGGUUGAAUUUUCGAUUCCGUCUGAAUGGAUAAGUAAAAACCCAGAAGCUAUUGAAUUUCAGUGGGAUAGUAAUAAUGAGGCCAUGAUAUGUAACGACAAGGGAUUGCCUUUGCAAGCGUUCACGGGUGGUAAUCAAAGAACCUUAUUUAGAGUGCCAAAACGGUAUUGGAAAGAAGGUAUCCAUAGAUUCUACGUAGAAAUGGCAUGUAAUGGAAUGUUUGGGAAUGGAAGUGAUGGUUCACCCAAUCCUAAUAGAUACUUUCAAUUAAGCAAAUGUGAUUUAGUAUUGCCAAACUUAGAAGCAAGAAGGUUAAUGUGGGAUUUCUGGAUAAUUGGUGAUGCUGCAAGGGAGUUUCCAGGUAAUUCAUGGCAAAAAUGGCAGGCAAACCAAUUAUGUAAUGAUAUUAUGAAUACAUUUGAUCCCGAAAAUGUUGAAUCAAUAGCAGAUUGUCGUAAAUUAGCAAAGCGCUAUCUUGGCGAUAAGAUUGAUUCAGACGAGGUAUUUGCUACUGAUUCUAGAAUUGAUGUUUUUGGAGUUGGUAAUUGCCAUAUAGAUACUGCUUGGGAAUGGCCAUUUGCAGAAACCAAAAGAAAGAUUGUUAGAUCAUGGACCACGCAAUUGAGACUUGCGGAGGAAUACCCAGAAUAUGUGUUUGUCGCUUCGCAAAUGCAACAGUUCAAGUGGUUAAAAGAAUACCACCCUGAAAUUUUGAAACAAAUUAAAGAUAAGUUUACAACUAACCAAUUUUUGCCAAUUGGUGGUUCUUGGGUCGAAAAUGAUACAAAUAUACCAAACGGGGAAUCCUUGAUUCGUCAGUUUUUAUUGGGACAAAGGUUUCAAUACAAUGAAUUUGGUAUCUAUUCCAAUAUAUUUUGGUUACCAGAUACUUUUGGGUAUUCGUCUCAAGUACCACAGAUUUGUCAACAGGUUGGUAUUAGUAACUUUUUGACUCAAAAGUUGUCUUGGAAUAACAUUAACCAAUUCCCACUAAGUACAUUCAAUUGGAUAGGUAUAGAUAGGUCACAAGUUUUAGUUCAUAUGCCACCUGCAAACACCUAUACCGCUAGUGCAAACUUUGGUGAUAUCAAAAGGUCUUUAGAACAACAUAAAAAUUUAAGAGAUGUUCCAACUGGAUUAUUAUUAUUUGGUCAUGGUGAUGGUGGUGGUGGACCAACGGAUGAAAUGUUUGAAAAAAUAAGAAGAUGCAGAGGAAUGUCGGAUACAAGUGGUUUAAUGCCAACUGUACAUUUAGGCAAUACAGUAGAUGACUUUUAUGAAGAUAUUUUGGAAAGAUCAAAUGGUGGUAGAGAUUUACCUUCUUGGACAGGAGAAAUUUAUUUGGAAUUUCAUAGAGGUACUUAUACCACUCAAGCUUAUGUUAAAAAGUUAAUGAGAAUUAACGAGAUUAAAUUGCACGACCUAGAAUGGUUAGCAUCAUUGGUUUCAAUUACGAAUAAGAGCUAUAAGUACCCAAAAUCCGAGAUAACUGCUUUAUGGGAAGAUCUUUGUUUAUGUCAAUUCCAUGAUGUUUUACCAGGUAGUUGUAUUGGUAUGGUAUACUAUGAAGAAGUUUGGCCAAUGUUAGAAAAGGUAUUAAAGAAUGCUAACAAGCUAAUUAAUGAUGCGUUGAAUAUCAUCAAGGAUGAUGGCAAAUUUACAUUAUCAUCAUUGAAUUACCUUAAUACUUUACCAUGGCCCAGGAGUGAAAUAUUAAGAAUCAAUGAAACGGAGCACCCUGAUCUAUUUGAUGCGAUCACUGAGGAGCUCGCAGCGAAGGAGGGGAAAGAUUUAAUCAUUUCAGUUACAAGUAAUCAAGGUGUAACCAAGAUUAAUUAUAAAUCAGAAAUUAUUUACCCAGCAUCUGUUAUUGAAGAAGGAGACGUAUUUGUUUUAUCUAAUAAAAAGAUAAAGGCUACGAUUUCUAAGAGCGGGAUUCUAACAUCUGUAAUUGAUUUGGAGCAUGAUCGCGAAAUUAUUGAUGCUACUGCAACAAAGCAAACUGAUAGUGGUGAAAGUAUUGGAGGAAAUCAGUUUGUCUUGUACGAUGAUGAGCCAUUGAAUUUCCCUGCUUGGGAUACCGAGUUAUAUUCGUUGACUAAAUAUAAACUUUUGACAAAGAAUGAAGUAAGCAUAUUAGCCAACAAUGAAUUAGAAUCGUCGGUGUUGAUCAAAACACAUAUUUCUGAUAAAUCCUCUAUUGAAACUGUUGUGUCAGUUGAAGGAUUAACUGAUUUUAAAUCAGUGCAAAAUAACUUCAUUAAAUUUAAGUCCAAGGUUGAUUGGCAUGAGACAUACAAAUUCUUAAAAGUACAAUUCCCAACAACCAUUUAUACGUCUCAACAAGCCAAUUAUGAAACCCAAUUCGGAUUAACAUCAAGACCUACCCAUUAUAAUACUAGUUGGGACAUCGCAAAGUUUGAAGUGUGUCACCACAAGUUUAUGGAUUUGUCAGAGUUUAAUUAUGGUGUAUCUAUUUUGAAUAAUAGCAAGUAUGGUGGAUCAAUUCAUGGAAACUUGAUGACGCUAUCGUUAUUGAGAUCAGCUAAGGCUCCAGAUGAUAAAGCGGAUAUGGGCCAACAUGAGUUUGAAUAUGCUUUGUACCCACAUAAGGGAACCUUGGGCUCCGACACCGUCAAGCUAGGCUACAAUUUCAACCAUAGAUUAACCCAUGGAGUUAAUUCUACAAGGUUGCCUGAAUUGUUAAGUUCGAUUAAGUUAGAUAAUGCAGGAAGUCUCGUCUUGUCCCACUUAAAGAGAUCAGAAGACGAUGAAGAUGUUUCAUUACACGAGAAUAUUCCAAUCAAAAAUAAGGGCCAAAAGUCAUUUAUUAUUAGAGUAUACGAAUCUUUAGGUGGUUCAAGCUCGGGUAAACUAGAAUUCGACCUCAAUGUUCUCUCCGUCGACAAAAUAUUUAAGGCAAAUGCCCUUGAACAAGAAAUUGAAGAAAUUCCGUUUGACAAGGGCAGUGCAUCUAUCAGAUUGAGAGGUUUCGAAAUCGCAACCUACAAAGUUGUAUUGAAAAAUUAA